UCCUCCUCGCAGGACUGGACCCCAGACGCGGCCGUCGUGGCCAGCGCCCCAGCUCCCGCCGGCCGGCCCUAGGAGCCCGCGGGGCUGCCGGGGUCCCCCCCGGCUCUGGCAGGACCAGGAUGCUGCCCCGACCCCCAGCCCCCAGCCCCAGCCCACGCCAGCGUCCCCCCGAGCGUCCACGCUGACAGCAGGCAGCCCGAUGCCGGCUGACCCCGGGCCCGAGGCGGGCAGCGGCUGGCCGGGCCUCCUCAUGUCCUGCCUCAAGGGUCCCCACGUCAUCUUCAAGAUGGAGGCCAUGAAGCUGGUGCACCCCGAGAAGUUCCCCGAGCUGCCGGCGGCCCCGCGGCCUGCGCCUGCGCUGGCCCCGAAGCGGGCCUGGCCCUCUGACACCGAGAUCAUCGUCAACCAGGCGUGCGGGGGCGAUGUGCCCGCCCUGGACGCGGGGGCGCCCCGCACGCCGCCCCUGCCGCGCCGGCCCCGCAAGGGCAGCGUGGAGCUGGGCUUCCCGCGCGUGGCGCCGGCGGACGAGGUCAUCGUGAACCAGUACGUGCUGCGGCCGGGCCCUGCGGCCAGCGCGGCGGCGUCCGGGGCGGGCGCCGUGCCCGGCGAGCCCCUGCAGUGCCCCACGUGCGGGCACACCUACAACGCAGCGCAGCGGCGGCCGCGCGUGCUCUCCUGUCUGCACUCGGUGUGUGAGCAGUGCCUACAGAUCCUCUACGAGUCCUGCCCCAAGUACAAGUUCAUCUCCUGCCCCACCUGCCGCCGCGAGACUGUGCUGUUCACCGACUACGGCCUGGCCGCGCUGGCCGUGAACACGUCCAUCCUCAGCCGCCUGCCGCCCGAGGCACUGACCGCCCCGGCGGGCGGCCAGUGGGCGGGCGAGCCGGAGGGCAGCUGCUACCAGACCUUCCGGCAGUACUGCGGCGCCGCGUGCACCUGCCACGUGCGGAACCCGCUGUCCGCCUGCUCCAUCAUGUAGUGCCCGGCAGUCCCUGCUCGCGCCGCCCCUGCCCCUCGCUGCCCGCUCGC
This is a messenger RNA of Ochotona curzoniae (black-lipped pika), 1029 nucleotides long. RefSeq names its product ring finger protein 208 (gene RNF208). Lineage: Eukaryota; Metazoa; Chordata; Mammalia; Lagomorpha; Ochotonidae. The transcript has a single exon. The record is from RefSeq and is a predicted model, not a curated record. Gene Ontology annotation, molecular function: ubiquitin protein ligase activity. Gene Ontology annotation, biological process: protein ubiquitination. The coding region runs from base 200 to 979 and encodes 259 amino acids.